Molecule: messenger RNA, 3699 nt
Organism: Zingiber officinale
Lineage: Eukaryota; Viridiplantae; Streptophyta; Magnoliopsida; Zingiberales; Zingiberaceae
Product: ABC transporter G family member 28-like
Exons: 14
Coding region: 249-3515 (1088 amino acids)
Molecular function (GO): ABC-type transporter activity; ATP hydrolysis activity; ATP binding
Source: RefSeq, a predicted model, not a curated record
UUGAACUCUUAAGAAGCUUCAAAAUACCCAUGUCCUCCUCCUUCCUCUCGUCUCCCUUCUCUAUUUCUAGCAAACCCAUCCGCCUCUCAAUGAUCCCUCCAAUCUCGCCUCGCCUCUCCCCUUUCCACUCCCUUUCUUCCUCCUCCUCUUCCUUCCUUAGCACCGUCACUCCCAUGGAAGAAACUGCCCGAUUCCACCCGUUUGAUCUCCUCUGACUCGCCGCCCAAGCACAACUCUCUAUCUAAGCCAUGGCGGACGCACGGCCCCGCCUCAGGCUGUCGAUCGUCUUUAUCAUCUUCGCUGCGCUCCUCCUUGCUCGCCUUCCCCUAGGGCGAUGCCAAGGCGACGAUGACUACGACGACGACGACCGCAGCCAAGGUGCGUCCAAUGUGUUCGCUAGCGCCGUCUACUCCCGGAUGAUGAACCUAACCAGUAUCUUCGCCGACGACAUUGGCCGCCAUUUUGAUUUCUGCGUCAAGGACACGGAUAAGGAGUGGAAUGAGGCAUUCAACUUCUCGUCGGAUUUGACCUUCCUAACAAAAUGCGUCAAAGAGACGAAAGGAGAUCUUCCUCACCGCUUAUGCACAUCAGCAGAAGUGAAGUUCUAUUUCAGUAGCUUCAUUGAGAAUAAUGGGGCAAAGAAUUUUCUAAGUCUUAACAAGAAUUGCAAUCUGUCAUCAUGGUUAUCUGGAUGUGAGCCAGGAUGGGCUUGCAGUGUUGGCGAAAAUGCAAAAGUUGAUCUUAAGGAAGAUAGAAAUAUUCCUAUUAGAAAUGUUAAUUGCGGCCCUUGUUGCCAAGGUUUCUUCUGUCCUCGGGGUAUCACUUGCAUGAUGCCCUGUCCACUAGGAGCAUACUGCCCACUUGCAACAUUGAACAAAACUACUGGUAUCUGUGAUCCCUACAAUUACCAGAUUCCUCCUGGACAGCCUAAUCAUACAUGUGGAAGUGCUGAUAUGUGGGCGGAUGUUGAAUCUAGUGGUGAAAUGUUUUGUCCUGCAGGAUCCUAUUGCCCAAGUACUAUACAGAAAGUUUCUUGUAGCAGUGGAUAUUAUUGCAGGAAGGGAUCUGUUUCUCCCACAAGAUGCUAUAAGAAAAGCUCUUGCCCGCCAAAUUCUACAAAUCAAGACAUUACUAUAUUUGGUGCCUUGCUAAUGGUUGCAUUGAGCCUUCUGUUGUUGAUUAUACAUAAUUUUUCUGGCCAAAUGCUCACCAGUAGGGAGAGAAGACAAGCAAAGUCUAGAGAAGCUGCUGCGAGACAUGCUAGAGAAACUGUCCAAGCUCGUGAAAGGUGGAAGUCAGCUAAAGAUGUUGCUAAGAAACAUGCAGCUGGUUUACAGACACAGUUAUCUCGGACCUUCUCUCGGAAAAAGUCUUCAAAUCAAUCAGAGACUCCAAAGGGUUUUGGAGCCAUAUUUGGUGAUGCAGGAGGUGAACCAAAGAAAAAAGAAGAGAAUAACCUUACCAAGAUGGUGCAAUCUAUAGAGAAUGAUCAAGAUAGUUAUGACGGCUUCAAUAUUGAAAUAAGAGAUAAAAAUGUAAAGAAAAAUGCACCUAGGGGUAAACAAAUGCAUACGCGCAGCCAAAUAUUUAAGUACGCAUAUGGACAGAUAGAGAAGGAAAAAGCUAUAGAAGAACAUAACCAAAAUUUGACCUUAUCUGGAGUGAUCUCCCUGGCCACUAAUGUUGAGGUUAGAACUAGACCGCCAAUUGAGGUAGCUUUUAAGGAUCUUUCUCUGACUUUGAAAGGGAGUAAAAGGAAACUGCUGAGGUCAGUAACGGGAAAGAUUAUGGCUGGUCGUGUGGCUGCAGUCAUGGGCCCAUCUGGAGCUGGGAAGACAACAUUUCUGAAUGCAGUGGCUGGGAAAGCAACUGGGUGUGACAUGACUGGUCAUGUUCUAAUAAAUGGAAAAGCUGAACACCUGCGCUCAUAUAAGAAGAUCAUUGGUUUCGUUCCACAAGACGAUAUUGUUCAUGGGAAUUUAACCGUUGAGGAGAAUCUUCGGUUCAGUGCUAGAUGCAGGCUUUCAGCAGACAUGUCCAAACCUGAUAAGGUUCUAGUUGUGGAAAGAGUCAUCGACUCUUUGGGUUUGCAGGCAGUAAGAGACUCACUGGUUGGGACAGUAGAGAAGCGUGGCAUCUCUGGUGGACAGAGAAAAAGAGUGAAUGUUGGUCUGGAAAUGGUCAUGGAACCCUCUCUUCUGAUACUGGAUGAACCAACCUCUGGUUUAGAUAGUUCUUCAUCUAGCUUGUUGUUACGAGCUCUCCGGCGCGAAGCACUUGAAGGUGUAAACAUUUGCAUGGUUGUUCACCAACCCAGCUAUACAUUGUUCAAGAUGUUUGAUGAUUUAAUACUUUUAGCAAAAGGAGGCAUGAUAGUAUACCAAGGAUCAGUGAAGACAGUUGAAGAGUACUUCGCUGGCCUUGGGAUCAAUGUUCCUGAGCGUGUCAAUCCUCCAGAUUACUUCAUUGAUAUUCUAGAGGGUCUAGUAAAACCAAGUGCAAGUGUGAAUUAUAAAGAGUUACCACUACGAUGGAUGCUGCAUAAUGGUUAUGAGGUGCCUCGAGAUAUGCUAGAAGAAGCUCCUGAUGUUGAUUCAUCUCUAAGGGGAAAUCAGGAUAAUCCUUCCAGCAACAGUUCUGAGUCACAGUCACUUGCUGGAGAAGUAUGGGGUAAUGUCAAGGAUAUUGUGGGGCAAAAGCAAGAUGAGUAUGCUUACCAGUUCUCCAAAUCCCAAGAUUUGUCCAACCGCAAAACUCCUGGAAUUUUGAAGCAAUAUAGAUAUUUCCUAGGAAGAGUUGUGAAGCAACGUCUACGAGAAGCUAGAGUCCAAGGGGUUGAUUUUCUUAUUCUAUGUCUUGCUGGCGUGUGCUUAGGAACACUUGCUAAAAUGAGCGAUGAGACAUUUGGUGCACUGGGUUACACAUACACCAUUAUUGCUGUUUCUCUUUUGUGCCAGAUCGGAGCAUUGAGAUCUUUUUCACUUGAAAAAUUGCAGUAUUGGAGAGAAAGAGCAUCUGGCAUGAGUUCCUUGGCAUAUUUUCUAGCAAGAGAUUCAAUUGAUCAUUUCAAUACAAUAAUUAAGCCUAUACUUUAUCUUUCUAUGUUCUAUUUCUUCAACAACCCCAGGUCAUCCAUCGGAGAUAACUACAUAAUUCUGGUCUCACUUGUUUAUUGUGUGACUGGAAUAGGAUAUGCUUUUGCAAUCUUCUUUCAACCAGGCUCUGCACAACUGUGGUCAGCAUUACUACCUGUUGUUUUAACUCUCAUAGCAACUCAGCAAAAGACUUCAAAGUUCAUUGCAGACUUAUGCUACACAAAGUGGGCUUUGGAAGCAUUUGUAAUUGCAAAUGCUGAAAGGUAUUCUGGAGUAUGGUUGAUAACAAGAUGUGGUUCACUUGUAAAUAAUGAUUAUGACAUUGCAGAGUGGAACCUGUGUAUAAUUAUUCUCAUUCUCUAUGGCUUAGUUUUCCGUUGCAUAGCCUUCUUUUGUAUGGUGGCUUUCCAAAGGAAUUGAGGCAAAGAAUAUAACUAUGUGAUAUUGCUUCUGUAGUGAUUCCUUUUUACGUAGGAGUUGAUGUAAUUUUGAUACUCUCCUACAAUUAGGUUAUGUAAAGAGAACAAUAGGAUGCAAUUAGAUUGUUUUUGUAAAGCCCAAAGAGAAUAGUUUUGGUCAUACAUGCUUUAAAGUUUCAAAGUUG